UCUACGACAAAAAAAUGUAUCGUAAAUUAACUAGUAAUGUCACCUAUUGCCUAAUAGAAGAACAACAGAUUUUGUUACUAAUGUAAGCAUUACAUUUAACGCUAUGUGGUAAUAAAGUUUACGAAACUUAAAAAGUUAAAUCGUUUAAAAUAUUACUGCCACCUACACUUCGGUUAAAAACUCCAAAAUUUCUUGAAGCUACACUGUUGAACAUUUAAAAUAACACUGUUUUAUAUUUUGACAUAUUAGCUAUUAAGAAAUUUUUUUUAUAAUUUUGUAAAAAUCAAAUCCAAGAAAAUGAGUAAACGGGUAAAUUUGUCAAAAAAACAAAAAAUUAAUUUGCUAAACGAUUUUAAAGACAAUUCUUUAAAACGAAAACAAUUAAGUAUUAAAUACAAAGUGGAUGUGUCAACAGUUUCUAAAAUAAUAAAAAGUGAGGAAAAAAUUCGAGAUCUGGCUCUGUCAACAAAUUUGAAAUCUAAACGGCAAAGAAAAGGGGAGCAUCCCAAUGUUGAAAAGGCUCUUGCUAUUUGGUUCAACGAUAUGCGUAGCCAAAAUGCUGUUAUAACAAGUUUAAUGAUCAUGAAUAAAGCCAAAGAAUUUGCCAUUCAAUUGGAUGAAGUGUUUGAACCAGAUUCUAGUUGGUUAUUUCGGUGGCGAAAACGCUCAUAUAUAAAAUUUGGCAAGAUUCAUGGAGAAUCGAAUGAAAAUGAUAAUUUGGCAGCUGCAGAUUUCCAAUCUCUUUUACCUGGCAUAUUAAAGGAAUAUUCACCUGAUUGCAUUUUUUAAUGCCGAUGAAAGUGGUCUUUAUUAUAAAGCCUUACCCAACACUACAUAUUUUAAAAAAGGAGACCAGGCAAAAGAUUGGAAAUCACAAAAGUCUCGGCUAACACUUUUAUUUGUUUGCAAUUCAAUUGGCUCCUAUAAACAAGUGUUUUGUAUUGGUAAUCCGAAAAAGCCAAGAUGUUUUAAAAAUAAAAAUAUACCGAUAACAUAUUUUUCGAACAAAAACAGUUGGAUGACAACUGUCAUCUGGAAUGAGAUACUUUUCAUGAUAGACCAAGAAAUGGUAGCAAAUAACAAAAAAAUCAUAUUAUUUAUUGAUAACGCGGCAUAUCAUAAAAUAACUACACAACUGGUGAACAUAAAAAUCCAUUUCCUACCUGCAAAUACCACUGCCCUAAUACAGCCAUUAGACCAAGGUAUUAUACAUGCCUUUAAAUAUCAAUAUAGGCAAAUUAUUGUUAAAAAGCAAUUAUGUGCGAUAGAAAAGGGUUUAACUGUUGCCGAGUAUCUUAAAAUAAUUACAAUAUAUGACGCCUUAAUUUUUAUAAAACGGGGAUGGUGGUUAAUUACGCCAGAGACAAUUGCCAAUUGUUUUAAAAAGGUAUGUUGUAUAUGUACAUACAUAUAUGCAUUUUUUUAAAUAUUUUUCAUGAUAAAUUAAUUUUUUUGUAGGCUGGUUUUAUAUAACAAAUGAAGCAACUAUCGAACAUUAUGAAUGUGGUGAUGAUGUUACCGAAAUCGAAAAUCUUUCUCCGGAAUAUUUACAUUGUGAUGAUAACUUAAUUUGCCAUGGAGCUAUAACCGAUGAAGAAAUUUUAGACUCAAUAAUCGCAGAAAAAAAUGCAAUAGAAACUGAUUUAGAUCCAAAUGAUGAAGUUUUUGUUGAAGAAAAACGAUUUUCUAUUAAAUAAAUUUUAAAUGCUGUAGAUAUUUUGCGACAUUUUUGCUUAGAGCAAGAUAUAGAUUCAAAGUUUUUAUUCGAAAAAAUAGAAGAUACAUCUGUAACCAACAUCCUCAAGCUGAAACAGGCUAAAAUUACUGAUUUUUUUAAAUAAUAUAAGC
Messenger RNA from Lucilia cuprina (Australian sheep blowfly), 1848 nucleotides. RefSeq names its product tigger transposable element-derived protein 3-like. Gene Ontology annotation, molecular function: DNA binding. NCBI's taxonomy places the organism in Eukaryota, Metazoa, Arthropoda, Insecta, Diptera, Calliphoridae. The transcript has a single exon. Bases 298 to 789 code for a protein of 163 amino acids. Gene Ontology annotation, cellular component: nucleus. The record is from RefSeq and is a predicted model, not a curated record.